AUGUUCGGCUGCCAAGGAGUGGAAGGCUUGCACAAGUGCCGUGUACUUUACGAGAGCGACUCGGCCUUCGCAAAAGCCAUCAACGACUGUGGCGAUAUACUUAAGCGUUUGGUUAGUGUUCCACUUCUUUCCAUUCUCUUCUCUGAGAAGGACACACCGAAGGAUGCGGAAAGGGGUCACGGCCAACAAACCCAGCACUGGCUGCGGCAGACACGUUUCGCGGAUCCUGCACUUUUCGCAUUCGAAUAUGCCAUCGGCCGUAGCCUCAUUGCACAGGGUGUCAAGCCAGAUGCUGUCAUGGGGGUAGGUGUAGGAGAAUUCGUUGCUGCGGCAAUUGCAGGGGUCAUGAGCUUGGAAGACGGGCUACGGGUUGCGUGUCAAAGGGCAAAACUUGUGGAGACAUUCCUGCCAUCUGAUACUGUAGCCGUGGCCUGUAGGGUGGGUGAAAAGGAUGUGGAAAUGGCUAUUUCCGAGGCCGGAGGAGCAGCAGGCUCUACUUCGUCGGUUGCUAUGUCCCUAGUUUACGGGCAGAAGCAGCUGGUCUUAACGGGAGUUCAGUCGGAGCUGGAAUCCGUGUUAAUGAAGCUUGACAUAGCUGGUCGUUUCAAAUACCUGCCUGACCGUGUGGGCUUCUCGUCGCCUCUGUUGUCAGACGUCGUUACUCCCCUGGCUCGGAUCAUCGGUGGUGUAAAGUUGUCGCGUCCCACCGUAAAGAUGAUCUGCCCAACAACCGGAGAAUUCUGUGAUGAACAAGGCAGCUUUGAUCCGAAUGGGCCAGCAGAGCGUUGA
This is a messenger RNA of Eimeria mitis, 789 nucleotides long. Its product is annotated as Polyketide synthase, related. The transcript has 2 exons. The record is from RefSeq and is a predicted model, not a curated record. Gene Ontology annotation, molecular function: fatty acid synthase activity. Lineage: Eukaryota; Apicomplexa; Conoidasida; Eucoccidiorida; Eimeriidae. Bases 1 to 789 code for a protein of 262 amino acids. Gene Ontology annotation, biological process: fatty acid biosynthetic process.